CUUACAAGCACAGUUCUAAUCCUGGUACUGCCUAGCGUACAUGACAGCAGCAAGAAAGAGAGCUCAGGUAGACCUUCUCUGCAGCUCACCCCCAGUCUGCAGACAUGAAUGACAUCAAGUUGGCUGUGCUGGGCAGUGAGGGAGCAGGGAAAUCAGCUGUUCUGGUAAGGUUCCUGACAAAACGUUUCAUUGGAGAGUAUGCUUCCAACGCCAACUCCUUAUACCGUAAAAGGCUCUCCAUCGAAGGAAGACUGUUGCACUUGGAAGUCUUUGACCCGUGUUCACAGAGUGGAGAGAGCAGAUGUAUCCUGGAGGAGCCGGUGGAGUGGGCUGAUGGAUUUAUCGUGGUGUACAGCAUCAGCGACCGAACGUCCUUCCUCAACGCACAAAACAUCCUAUGUCAGAUCAAAGAUGCCCGCGGAGAGAGCUACAAGGGGGAGAUGGACAAGAUGGACAUCCCAAUCUGCCUGGUGGGGAACAAGCAGGACCUGUGCCACGCCCGUCAGGUGUUUGAGGAGGAGGGCCGUGCCUUGGCUCAGGAGCACAGAUGCCACUUCCAGGAGGUGUCUGCAGCAGAGGACUACCUGGAGAUAUCCAACCUCUUCACCAAGCUCAUCCGCCACGUCAUGGAGCACCUGAAGUACCGGGCCGACCGCCGCCGCUACAGUGGCUCUAAAUCCAUGGCCAAGCUCAUCAACAAUGUCUUCGGCAAGAGGAGGAAGUCUGUCUGAAAGUGGGGGUGCUCAUGUGGACGUUGAUUGGAUGUUUGAUUGGGACGACUUGUGUUUAUAUAGACAUGUGGAUGCCUGGGUUGUUGAUUCUGAUGAACACCUCUUGUGAUAGGGACAGGGACAGCUCUGUAAGUGUGAAUGACACACUUCAUAGUCAAAACUUUAUCUGUAUCCCCUGUUUACUGUUUAUUAUGUAACAUCUACAUAUGUAGCAACGGCUGACCCUAUUUAGUGUCAUGUUUGUCAUGUAAUCAAACAAUAAUUCUAUUUUUUCAAGAAGUCACUUUGCCAUUCAGAUUUGCUUACGUUUUUAUUUUUCCUUCUUGAUAUUCUAAAUCCCAUGUUGCCAGUAGAGGAGCCUUCAAGGCUUAAGUUCCUUUCCUAAUUCCAAACCAUUUCAAGGAAAAUUACUUUCCAAAAGUUGUUUUAUGGAUCUAAGAGCACAACAUAUUUGAGUUUGCAUCAAGGAAUGUGCACCAAUGUCUGAACUCACAUUCCACCUCUCAGAGGGGGCAGUAAUAAGGUGAGAAUUACGGGUAAAUUGCCUCACUAACAACAUGUUAUGGUGUAGGACUUCACAUAAAUCUCUAUUGAAUUUCUGCUGUGGCAGUAUUACAUGGGCUGUUUAUAAUUUUAAGCUAUAACAAUGGGUAAAAUUGCUUUUCCGUGAAAAGGAAUGUAAGCAGCUAGUAUAUCCAUUCCCUACAUAGUAGUAAAGGAAUGUGCAGCUAUUUCCUUUGCAUGUACAUAUUCUGUUGAUUUCCUGUGUUCAAUGUGUUUGCUGAUGUAUUACAACUUUGGAUAGUACGAGCAAAAGUCUGUGAUCGUGUUAUGCAUAAAAACAAACGUUUCUAGUUUAAAAUUACCCACUGGGCACAGACGUCAAUUCAACGUCUAUUCCACGUUCGUUCAACGUAAUUUCAUUGAAAUGACGUUGAUUCAACCAGUGUGUACCCAGUGGCUGAUUAUGCCUGGUGUGGACCAACUUGUAAUUAAAUAGCUAUUUGGGGGUAUGAGUAUUGUGUGAAUUAUUCAAUGAACUAAAUAAUGUCCCAUUUGUAUUAUGUGUUUUAAAGUCAAUGAUUCAGCUACACUCCAAUAGUUUGUUCUGGUGAAACACAUGGCUUUUUUAAAUUCAAUAAUUUUGUUGAAUAGUGAUUUGAAUAUGAAUCUAAUGCAAAACACCCACAAUUAGCAUACCAGUCAUUGCUUUGGAGUCAUUACAUAGUCAUAGUGUUUUUUAUUUUAUUGUAUUUUUUUAACUAGGCAAGUCAGUUAAGAACAAAUUCUUAUUUAUAAUGACAGCCUACCCCGGCCAAACCCGGACGAUGUCAUUACAACUAUGUUCCGACUGUUGGUAGGAUAAUGUGUAUACAACCCAGCUCAGUCCUGCAAGGCUUAACUGCUGUGCUUGGAUUCUGUUUGCAUGUGAUCAGCUAUCUCAUCUGGUGAUUGUUAUCUUUGCAAAGAGCAGAAACAUUGAUUUAACUCAGCUUGUAAUGUCUUUAAAUGUCUGUCAAAUGUCUGUUUUUAGCAUCUCUGUCCAAAAUGUUAUCCCCAAGUUUGAAAUGCAUUUUUAGUUUGGCUCAGUUCUUAAUAAGGAAUUUAAUAUCACAAUGAUGUUUUAUGUCUUUUCCAUUCUGUUGUAUUUAGAAAAGAUGGUCAUAUGUUGAUAGACAAUAAAAUUGCUAAAAUAUACUAUUCAAACAUCACUCUUUCAAAUGU
Molecule: messenger RNA, 2456 nt
Organism: Coregonus clupeaformis (lake whitefish)
Lineage: Eukaryota; Metazoa; Chordata; Actinopteri; Salmoniformes; Salmonidae
Product: ras-related and estrogen-regulated growth inhibitor-like protein
Exons: 5
Coding region: 105-731 (208 amino acids)
Molecular function (GO): GTPase activity; GTP binding
Source: RefSeq, a predicted model, not a curated record